Molecule: messenger RNA, 693 nt
Organism: Sphaeroforma arctica JP610
Lineage: Eukaryota; Ichthyosporea; Ichthyophonida
Exons: 5
Coding region: 1-693 (230 amino acids)
Cellular component (GO): nucleus
Molecular function (GO): histone H4 acetyltransferase activity; protein N-terminal-serine acetyltransferase activity; histone H2A acetyltransferase activity
Source: RefSeq, a predicted model, not a curated record
AUGGGGGAACAGAAAGCGGUUUUGCACGCAGACUGCGUGUCGGCCAAUGCGUGCGUGACAUUAGACGAGCUUUUGCCUGUCUCGAAUAAAGGGUACGGCGAGAUUAGUCGGGGACCGGAUUGGAAGUGGUGUGGUUUUGAAUACAUAUACGAUGUAGCAUUACACUCACACGUGCUGGCUGUUGUGAUCCGUGCACACGGCAGAGAGGACAGAUCGUUUGCGUUCAUCCGGUCACAGGAUCUGGCGAAGGGGGAGAUCAAAGCCAUCUUCAACCUCACAAAGGCCAACGUCUCACACUACUACGCCGAAUGGAGCGAUGAGGAGAAGAUGGAGGAGCUUAGGAGUCCAACAAGUAGGUAUCUGCUGGUAGAAAACAACGAAGACGAAGACAGCCUGUCAUACAAAGCAAUUACUUCCUUCAGAUUCGAGAUGGAUGACUUCGAAGUGCUGCCCAUCAUGUACUGUUACGAACUGCAAGUAGCGCAAGACUUCCGCGGCCAAGGCCUUGGCAAGACACUCUUAAAAGCUCUCGAAGACAUAGGACGACACAGGCGCAUGCGACAAGUUGUGCUGACGGUGCAGAAAGCCCUAACCCCUACGCUGGUCAUGCGAUGGACACUGCCAGGCACCCGUGCACUUGCUGUGGUUGUCCCGUGGUGUGCUUUGAGGGGCGUUGUAUCAAGUGAGCCCUGA